Aspergillus homomorphus CBS 101889 is the source of this 750-nucleotide messenger RNA. Its product is annotated as J domain-containing protein. The coding region runs from base 37 to 675 and encodes 212 amino acids. NCBI's taxonomy places the organism in Eukaryota, Fungi, Ascomycota, Eurotiomycetes, Eurotiales, Aspergillaceae. The transcript is spliced from 3 exons. The record is from RefSeq and is a predicted model, not a curated record.
CGAAUUUUCGAGUUUGAGCCCCAGAAAACAUACAUAAUGGCCUCCGAAGAACAAGACGCGCUGGACGCUCUCGAGAGGGAAGCUUCUGACUUUGAUAAGGAUGCAGAGAUUGAUCGUAUCAGGAAAGCUUUUGUCUUAGACGCCUACGCGGUUCUCGACCUGCAGCCGGGAGUUACAGAGAAGGAUAUCAAAGCCUGUUAUCGCAAAAAGUCCCUGCUCAUUCACCCGGAUAAGACCAAGAACCCUGCGGCCCCGGAUGCCUUCGACCGUCUUCAGAAAGCGCACUCCGCACUCAUGGAUGAGAAGCAGCGCGAAUACCUGGACGAAUGCAUUGCUGAUGCGCGACGACUAUUGAUCCGAGAACACAAGUACACCCUCGACUCUCCGGAGCUGAAGACGGACGAGUUUAAGGAGGAAUGGCGUAAGAUGUCGGUCAAGGUGCUCUUGGAAGAAGAGGCACGGCGGCGUAGGCAGGCCAAGGCCAAGCUACAAGAGGAAGGACGUGAAAGGCGCAAGGAAGAGGAAGAACUGGAGGCACGGAAACGGAAACGUGACCAGGAUAAAGCCUGGGAAGACACCCGUGAUGAACGGAUUGGUAGCUGGCGCGAUUUCCAGAAGGGCCACAAGAAGGAUGGGGAUAAAAAGAAGAAGAAGAAAAUGAAAGUGCUGGGAUGAGAUGCAUCGGCGACUGGAAUAUUCGAAGUUCGAACUAUUGAGCUCUACGGACGAUACCAUUAAUGAAACUUUUAU